UAACGAUAUUCAUACCUGCAAAGUUAGAGAGGAUUUGAAUGUCAUCCAAAGAAAUGUCGAAUUAGAGAUUGGAAGUCAUCAGAUUUACGUCAAUAUCCCAGGACUCUCAAUUAUGAACAAAAUCAUCUUCUAUCUUCCCAAAGGGAUCGUUAAAUUCUUUCCUAACCUCGAAAUGUUGGAAGUUAUCCAGUCUGAAUUGAAGGAAAUUUCAUCAACUGAUCUUGAACCUUUCCGGAUUUUAAAGUAUCUGGACCUGUCCGGCAACAACAUUGCAACUUUAGAAGGCAAACUUUUUCAAUUCAACUCAAAAUUGGAAGUCUUAAUACUCAAUGACAAUGAAAUCAGCACAGUCGAUCAAUUGACAUUUUACGGCUUAUACAACCUGAAAUUCUUAGGAUUUCAAAGGAACCGAUGCUUUUCCGACAUGACAAAAGAUGCUAGCGCAGUGCAAAACAUGAUUGAUGCCAUCAAAUUUUCUUGUUCUGAAGACAAUAACCGGCAUUCAAUGAACCUUGAAAAUAUAAAAAAGGAAGUGACCAAAAGUAAUUCUGAAAUGUCAAUUCUUAAGAAAAAACUUGUUGCUGUAGUUGAGGAAAAUAGGAACAUUAGAACUACCUUUGAUGCCCACAAUAAAGCAGUUGAGAACCUUAGGACGCAACUAUUUGAGACGCAAAAAAGUAUUGAAGACAAGCUGGAAAAACAAGUUCAAAGCAUGGAUAAUAAAAUUAGUCCAAAGUCAUCAAAAAAUUCAGAUCCAGCAGGAAUAAGAAGCACAUGCGAAGCUGUAGAUACAAAGGUCAACUCAGCCAAUGCUCAAUGUCAAACAUUAUCGACAGACCUUCACAUUUUAGGACUGAAUGUCUCGGGUGAACUCCAGCAGUUACGGGACAUCAUCAAUAACAGUCUUAUAGACCAGGAGAAGAAUGCUGAACAUGCUUCAACACUUCAUUCGCCAUUUGAUGACAAUUUAUCAUUAAUUUUUAAAAAUACUUCAGAUUUUGGCGAAUGGCUUAAUAACACAGGCAACAUAUUAAGCGUUGUUGAUGGUAUUAUGAAGGAUAUCAGCACUAUUAAAGAUCAGCAGAUGAACUUGACCGAGAGCAUUUCUAUUUUAUUCAAUCUUACUCAAGGAUUUGUUCUAAAUAUCAAUCAAACGUAUGGAAGUUCCUCAAUUCCAGACAACAUACUUAACCAAACCCCAGCAAAGUUCCUGACUUACCUCUUAAUCUCCAACCUAACCCUCAUCAUCUUAUUCUGUGCCAUAGCCAUUUAUUUAUGCUGCAAAAGACAGUCACAAAAAGACACAAAGCCAAUGCGAAUUGAUGCACCAACUUAUAGACACUUGGCAGAGUCAAUAAACCAAACGCCACUUCCAACACCAUUGAACUUAAAUCAUGACUCAAUUUAUGGACGGUAUGAGUAUAUUGAUGGAAAUGUCCAAGCAAGAUCGUCAUUUGAGGAUUUUUAUAAUGAAGCAGAUCAAGAAGCAAGGAAUUCAGUUGGAAAUGAUGCGUCUGAAAGUUAUGCUGUGGUAUAUAGACAGGAGCGGUAUUAAAAUUGGGGGGCGCUUGUGUGUUUUGUAACCUCUUAGGAAGGUGCAAAGUUUUCUUAUGCUUUAUAUUAUUUUUUUAUAUAAGAAGGAAAAGGGGGUUAAAAGAGAUAGUUUAUUGCAGUGUUUCUCAAUCAAUGCACCGCGGAGCUUUACUGUUCCGCAAAACAAUAUUGAUGUGUCUAUGGUGGUUGCCAGCGUGGCACGAAAACAUUAACGGAUGAUUUACUGCUCCGCG
Chironomus riparius is the source of this 1787-nucleotide messenger RNA. Lineage: Eukaryota; Metazoa; Arthropoda; Insecta; Diptera; Chironomidae. The record is from the annotation of a GenBank genome assembly.